Messenger RNA from Doryrhamphus excisus (bluestripe pipefish), 3362 nucleotides. RefSeq lists its product as uncharacterized. The record is from RefSeq and is a predicted model, not a curated record. Lineage: Eukaryota; Metazoa; Chordata; Actinopteri; Syngnathiformes; Syngnathidae.
UUUUUUUGGUCCGGUCUCCUUGGAUACCGCUCCCGGUGACAACCUGUCUGCGCCGUCUCCUUGGCGACGGGUCCGGCUGUUAAUUAUUUCAGGCUCCUUUUAAGGAUGCGCUCCUGUCUCUGUGUGACUGGCUGCUUGUGUCUCUAUCCCGCAGCUGGACAUGAAUUAAUCAUGAGGACACAAGGCCUCUCUGUUUCUAUAACAAAGCUGUGACAUCACCACAUCACACACUCGCACAUGUAUACACACUUGUGGGCCGGCGUGCAUGGGGGGCGGCCGCAUCCUGCAAAGGAGUCUUUAUCAAUAAGUAAAGUCUUGACCAGGAAAAGCACUUCUAUUCUAUUUUUAAAAUAUCUUUGCUUACAAGUCAAGGCUCUCUGUGUUUGUGUGUUGUUACCUUCGACACCAAUAAGUCACCUUUCUUCAUCCUGUCUCACAUCACAAUAUCAUUUCAAUAAAAUCAUGGAUGCUUUGGCCCCAGAUUUAAAAAUUCAGCACUCGUCACAUUUUUAUAACCCAUUUUUGUGCUUUUUAUAUCCACUUGCAAGCACAGGCCUGCUUGUUCUGUGCUGCUUUUGUCAACAAAACUAAUUGCUGUGCAUAGAAUUGCACUCUCUCCUUGCUGGCAUUGCCCUAAAUCCUCUUGGCUGGCACCUGUACUGCAGAGUCAUGAUCUAAACGCCUUCAACAUGUCUGAUUAGACAAGAGCAUCAUCACACACACACACAUACACACACACACAUCAUCCGACCCGCCAACAAGCGUCAAUGGCAACACAAAGCGAAGCCCCCCCCAACACACACACACACACAGUGACAUUGUAAGACGUGCAUGCAGAAUGUAUUGCAGAUGUCAUAUUACCUAAUCCGGAUGCUCCUCCGCGCCGUGCAUUCCGGCCCCACAAGGGGUGGGAGGGGGUGAUUUUUAGCGGACCUCAAUGAGGCUUUCACCGCAAAGGACAGUCCUGCGAACCCGCACGAAAACGCCCCCGUGCCUUUGGUGGACUGGUCACGCCUACCGCCGUCAGUCAACUAGAGGAGGCGGGGCGUACGGUUUCCACUUCAGGAGAAUCAGUUUCAAAAGCGCCUACGUGGAAAAGAAAAUCAGAGUAUAAACUUGGAAUAUUACCUCGAUAAAGUUUGAAUUUUACGGGAAGUAACGGGGGUAAAAUCUCUCUUCGUGAAUCUGAUUUUGUGAAAGGACGGAUGUCUGGAUGUCUAUUUUCAAUUAGGCGUCGACACGGGCAACUUGGGGUCCUUGGUGGACGGACCCCGAUAUUGUCAACAAGCGACUGGUGCCUUAAUUAAAAUUAAACCUUCGAUUUUAAAGGGCAGUAUUACUUUUUAACGCUACAGUUGACCGCCAAAUCAUGACGAAGGAGGAGAACGAAUUAGAAAAGCGUGCCAUUGAGGAGCUCCUGAGGGAGACUGACAGGGCUCGGCUGAGAGCCGAGACCAUGGGCCCUGCAGGAUGGUUGAAAUGUCCAUUGCGGAGCACCAACAAGCGCUUCCUUCUGAACACACUGCGCUCCACGGGCCUGGAGCGGCGCCCCGGGGAGCCCAAAGCAGCCGGACACGCGUCCAUGCGAGGACAUGCCAGGAAGGAUUCCCCGGAGAGGAGCCGCAGCAGAUCGCCUGCCAGACGUGACAGAGGACACUCCCACAAACGCCCCCACAGGAACGGUCACGAUGGACCCAAGGAAGGGGACAGGGGCCGGGAGAGGAGCCGGGGACACAAGGACAAGAGGGGCGAGACGUCCAGGGUGGACGGACACAAGUCAAAGAAGGACAAACGCUGACGGUUUUAGACUUUUUCAGGGAUGGAAGACUGCUUUUGCUGCUCUGAACCACUUUUUUUUUUUUUUAGUUCAUUUUCGAACUAAAUUGUUACUUCCUGUUCAAACAUAUCCCCCUAAAAAGAACACGGUAUUUAUUUGUCGGGCUGUCGGUUUGAUUUGAAUCCCAAUAGCAACGGCGCCGUUUAGUAGUCUAAUAAUGUUUACACAAGCCGAGCUGCAGUCGCUAAGCCGUUUUAUCGCAACUUCUUGACGCGUUUAUGCCGGCCGUCACACAUAGUCGUGUUUGUCAAAGGUGACGCCCCUCCAGGUGCACAAGCCCUCUUCAAGAACUUGCAAAGUCAUUUAUCAAGACGUGGCGACAUCGUUUUUCCUAUAAUGGUAGUAAAGCGAAAUAUUUUCCUGUUUUUUUUGUGUUUGGACUUGUUGUAGGAUAAAUCUCCCCUCUACGCCGUUUUGUCAUCAAAUCACGCCAAGCCGGGCCGCAUGACUCCUCGCUCACACCAUCAUGUAAAGAUGGUGACAUUACGUUUAAGGCACAUCACGUUAUUGUCUGUGUUCACGACACUGGAAGAUAUUAUCUUUGAACUGUUUCAUUCCUCUUCCUCUUGUAAACACCAUUACGUAACACACCCGUCAUGAUUGGCUCGGAUGGUGGGAACUUUGGAACGCUUCAUGCGAACCCUGAUGUGCCCCAAAUUAGAAUGCAACAUGGAUGAAAGACACAGAGCCGUGUUAAAAUGACAAAUAUAUUCGUUGGAAGUAUCUUUUUUUAACAGAUGCAUCACAGUAAUUAAUAAUGCCCUUCCCAAGCCACCAUUGCCACAAAUAGAUUGCGGUCCUGUGGGAAAGACUGCCCAUCUCCCAGUGAGCCUUGCCAGGGCGAGGGACUAGUGCUUGCGUUCAUUAUGCAACAUGAAGUCAUUCAUUGGCUCUUCUUUUGCCUUGUUUUCAGUCUUUUUAAUUAUUUUUAUGCCGGUAAAGUAAAGCUGUUCCAAAUUAGGACUAAGCAACCAAUCCCAUGCAAAGCGACUCCAGCCUGCAGCUCCCUGCACACACUCCCUUAAUUGGGUCCCAGCUAAACAUAAUUGGUUAACCAGUGGAGAGUUUGCUUAAUGGGGCCUAACAGGUACUGUACACACACACACACACACACACACACACACACACUAAUGGCCAGUAAACACGGCCAGACAGCAGACGCUCUUGUUUGUCAUGAAGGCGCCGCCUGCUAAAAGGUGUUAAAUGAUGCAUUUACAUCGGUGUCAUCAUGGGCAGGCUUCACCAGGCCUGCAAAAUAAACCCUUAUCUCCAACUUUUAUUCACAAUAGAAUGCAUUUGAAUCCGAGACUUAACUUUCCCUGUCUUUCUAAGAUGAAUCACCAGGUGUGGCCACAUUCUGCUCACCGUAGUCAAGGUUCCUCAACGGCAAAUGGCCAAUGGUUGUGGCGAUGCAGGGUCACAUGAUCCGAGCGAGGCACACCUGUAUGUUUCCUUGAGGGCCCCCUCCCUGCAAGUGGGGGCCAGCCGCAGAGGAGAAGAUCCACGCAGGGGGCAAGGGCCCUGC